AUGGGAGUUACCGGUUUACUCCAGAGUCUCAAGGAGAUCCAGGAGACCACGAACUUGGAGAAAUAUAAGGGCCAGACCUUAGCUGUGGAUACAUAUGGGUGGUUACACCGUGGACUAGUAUCUUGUGCACAAGAACUUUGCCAAGAUAUCCCCACGCGGAAGUAUAUAAACUCGGUAAUGAAGAAGGUUGAUAUGCUCCGUCAUUUUGGAGUAGAACCUUAUUUAGUAUUUGAUGGGGGGUACCUUCCCACUAAGGCUGAAACCGCCAAGGAACGUAGAGCUAAGAGAGAGGAAGCGAAAAUAAAGGCAGAUCAAUUGGUACGUCAGGGUAAGAAAGGGUUAGCAUGGAAGGAAUUUAUGAAGGCUGCUGGAGUUACACCACAAAUGGCCAAAUCCAUUAUGCUUGAAUUAGAUCAGAGAGGAGUCAAAUAUGUCGUAGCUCCGUAUGAAGCUGACCCACAAAUGGUAUACUUGGAGAAGAUUGGUGUAGUAGACGGUAUAUUACUGGAGGAUUCCGAUUUACUCAUCUUUGGUUGUAGAAGACUUAUCACCAAGUUGAACGAUUUUGGAGAUUGUGUAGAGAUUUGUCGAGACAGAUUUUGUGAGGUUAAAAAGAUCCCACAGCUCGCUCUGUAUACGCCAGAACAACUUCGGUUGGUUGCCAUUCUUUCUGGGUGUGAUUAUACCAAGGGUGUUGCUGGGAUUGGGUUAAAGACUGCCUUUACGUUGGUUAGAAGAUUCAGUAGCUUGGAAAAGAUUGUUGCAUCGUUGAGAAACGAUGGCAAGACUGUCACGGGAGACUUUGAACAAGAAGCACAUCGAGCUAAUAUCGCAUUCCAAUUUCAAAAAGUAUUCCAUCCACAUCAACAAGCUCUAUGUACAUUGAAUGAUGUCACUGAAGAAAUGGAUGAAUCUUUGUUAGACCUUUGUUGUGGUAAGAUGUUGGACCAAAAUUUGCAUGUACAAAUUUGUAAUGGAGAAGUUCACCCGAUUACAUUUGAAACGUUAAUUUCUCGAGAACAAAGUUUGACCAGUCUUAGAAGUACUUCAGUAAAUGAACCAAAAAUGAGAGCCCCACCGUCUAAACCAUCGGUAACAGUGGCCACAAAGAGUAAGAGUUUCCCCAAGGGCGGGAUCGAUUCUUUCUUUUCACUGUCUCGAUUAAAGCCCGAACUGUCCAAGGUUAUCCAACCAUCACUUGAACCAUCUGCUCCCUUAGAAGCUGAAGUCAUUUCAACCGUUAGUUCCAGAUCUUCAGAAUCGUCUAUUAAACGAACAGUUCAUGAAAUAAAGUGCAAUCCAAAGGACUCUGUUUCUCCAACUACCAAGAAGAUUAGAAGAAUUAUUGAUGUGAAGAAAUCAUCACCUGUUAAAUUAGCAAGCAAGUUUUUCGAUACAUUAAUUGGUGGUGGUUCGUUGGCAACCCCACGUCCAAGUUGGGAUGUAUCUGGAGAUUCAGAUAUUCCUGAUGAAUUCUCAUCACCGAUCAAAUUACAAAAUAAACCAAGCCAAAACGAUAGGAUGGAUGAAACAGAAGAAAUUCGAGAAGUUGAAGAAAGAGUGGAACGAUUUGAUGAUGACGACGAUAUAGAAGAUAUAGAAGAAUCUCCAGUGAAAUCGCCCACGAAGAAUCAGGAACGGAUCAAAUCACUUACACAAUCCCUUCAUGAAAGAUUUCUGAUGGCAAAAUCGUUUACAUCGAAAAGAUCAACUAAUAUCACUAAAAAGGGUGAAUUAGCAAUUGGUGACCAUCCAUUAACUCCAACAGAUCUCAAUGUUGACCUACAAUUUGAUGCAGAGGAAAUUAGUGAAGAUGAAUCACAAGAGCCGGAACAAAUAACAAAACAAAUUACCAAGACGGUAGUUCAAAAGACAACCAGUACUACCAAUGUAGGACUUCAAAGAUUUGCAUAUAGAGGAUAG
Molecule: messenger RNA, 1923 nt
Organism: [Candida] anglica
Lineage: Eukaryota; Fungi; Ascomycota; Pichiomycetes; Serinales; Debaryomycetaceae
Source: the annotation of a GenBank genome assembly